This is a messenger RNA of Tetrahymena thermophila SB210, 11100 nucleotides long. RefSeq names its product zinc finger protein. The transcript has 29 exons. Gene Ontology annotation, molecular function: zinc ion binding; protein binding. The record is from RefSeq and is a predicted model, not a curated record. NCBI's taxonomy places the organism in Eukaryota, Ciliophora, Oligohymenophorea, Hymenostomatida, Tetrahymenidae.
AUGAGCGGAAAUAAUCAAGAUUCUAUUAAUACUAUUUAUUCUUAGCACGAUGAUCCUUAAAUGCUGAUGGCAAUAGCAAUUUCGAAGCAAAUAAAUGGCUCUGAAGAAUCUUCAGAAAAUUCUGUUAAAGUUUUCUUAAAUAGAUUCAUAAAGAAAAAUUAGAAAAACAAAACUUUAUCAGAAGUGUCAAUAAAUAGAUUUAACAUUUUACUUUAUUAAGUGAAGUCUAUAACUUUGACAGUGGAAGAUUUAGUUACGCUAAUGGAAGUCAUUGAGAUAUAUUCAAAUAAUUUUGAGAAUCUUGCCCAAUAUGAAGAGCUAUGGCCAAACCUCAAAAUUAGCUUUUCAAACAUACUAUAAUUUAUUAAAAUAGCAUUUGACUACAUCAUUUAAUCAUAAAUAUCAGAAAACAGUCAAUAAAUCAAAAGAUUCAUAGAAAGCGUUUUAAUAGUUUUCAAAAAGAUAUUUAAAAUAUAGAAAGACAGCUUUUUAGAAUAUGCUACUGUUGAUUAAGUUAUAAAUAAAAUUGAGCGUUCACCUUUAUGUGAGAAAUUAGCUUAGUAGAAAUCAGAAGAUACUUCUUAUGAGAGUGCUAUUUUAGUUGAAGACCAAAGCUUUAGCAACAGAGUUAUAGACUUAAGUGAUGAACUGAUCUUUGCUGAGGACGCAAAUGCAUAAAAAGUUUAAAGGGUUUUCAGAAGAUUCUUAUCACCUAAUAGCGAAUUUAUGAAAGAAUAUACCAAUUUGAUAGUAAAUUUGGUCAAAAACAGUAUUCUAUCUGAGUAUAAUUAAUAGCUUAUUAUUUUGCUCUCAGACUUAAUAAGCAACAAAAAAGUAGGAAAUGCAAGCAUUAUUAAAAAUUUAAGUGACAGAAUUCUACCAGAAGUAAUUUAAAAUCCAACUUGUGAGAAUUUUGAUAUAAUCAUUCUCUUGAUGAAAGGCUCUAUCAUUAAUGAAUAAAUAGGCAAAGAACAAAGACUUGAGUUAUUUUACAAUUUGAUAGUCGGAUUAGGAAAUGUUUCAAUAGAAAAAACAGAUACAAAGUUUGAAUAGCUCCUCUAAAAAAUUAACACUAUCUUCAAGGUUUAUUCAGAAAAUAUGAAGCUCCAAAAUUUAGAAAAAGGAAACACUGAUUUUAAAUUUUUAGACAAUCUUUUUGAAGUUUCUUAUUAGUUUAUGAGCAACAUGAAGAAAAUAUAAGAAGCUGAAUUACAUCAUAAUUAGAUUAAGAAAAUGGAACAAAUUAAUUCUUAAGAGAAGAAAAUGGAAGUAGAAGCCUAAAAUGUGAUGGUACCACCUGCACCUGCUUUAAACAUAGCUUCUAACUCCAAAAAUUAAUUUUAAGCAGCUCUUAAACCCUUGAACAGCGACUCCUUCCUUGAAGACUCUUACGUUGAUGAGAAAUCUAAUUCUGCAUCAAAUUACUCAUAUCAAAUGGAAAAUAUGAUCAUGAGAAUAUAGUCUUCAGUCAAAAAAGAAUCUAGCUAAAAAUAAAAUGAAGACUCAAAUAAAACUAUUUAAUCUAUCAAGCCAAAUAUCAGCGAAUCUUGUGAAGAUAUUUUACAAAAAUAGUUUGAAUUGAUUGCUAAAUUGUCUUCGUUUUUGUUUACCAUUUAUAAAGCGAUCAGCGAUGUAGAAUUUUUAAAUAAGAGAAUGAGCACAAAAUUAAAUUAUGACAUUCUUACCAAACUCAUUUAAUAAAUAAAUUAAUUUUAUGUUCAUUAUAAAUAAAUUUCAUCACAGCUCACUAAAAUAAUUCUUCUUUUUAUUAAUUCGAAUUCUCAUUUCAAUGAAGAGUUUGUAAAGAGUUAUUGCUCUUCAUUGUCUCACUUCUUAUUAAGAUAUAAAAUUGAGAAAUCAAAUAACUAGAUAAAUAAUCAUGUCAUUAGCAUUUAUGUUAAAAUAUACUUGAGUUUAACAUCAUAAAAGAAGGAUAGUUUUAAGGAAGACAUAGAGCAGGUCAACAAAAAUAUUUUAGAUUUUUUCAUUGAAGGUUUGUUUGAUGUGAAAAAUUAUCACAUGCUUCUUCUAAAUUUGGUUUACUUAAACUUGAACACUCCUGCUGAAAAGGAGAAAAUGAUUAAAAGUAUUUUGAGCAAUAUUACUGUCAUGAAUUAAAACAUUCUCAUUCUUAUUCUUUUACUCUACAACUUACUUGUUAGCAGUAGCUACAACAUUUUCGAAAACAAAUUCAAAAAUAUACUUAUGAAUUUGCUUCAAUAAAAGGCAAUUACAUUAUCUUAAAACUCAGACGAUUCAAACUAAUAAGGCCAGCUUAAUUCAUAAAAUGGUUCAUUAUCUAACUAAAAUUCCUACAGCAACCAAAAUCAAUCUAAUGACACUUCAGGAGGAAUGAUUGAUAUGUGUGAUCCACUGAAUAUAAAUAAUUUCUUAUAAAUAAGUAAUUAAAAUGUUAAAAAGCUAAAAUUACCUUCAUUAUCUGGCUAAUCGACCACUUCUAUUAUAGCUUCUAACAUUUCCCUUUAAAUCUCCUUUGAAAAUAAAUCAAACUUAAUUUAAUUAAUUAAGAAAUUAAACUAAAAUAUUUAAUAAGUGCUCUAAAAUGUUAAUAACUUGCAAGUUUUUUAUUCAUUAAUGAUUGAACUCAAUCAAAUCGCUUAGCUGAUGGAUCCUACUUUCUAAAAGUCUAUUCUUAUAACUAACUUUGAGCAAAUUUAAUAGAUAAAUGCUAUUAAAAAUUAUGAAGGAGCAAUCUCUAUAUUUAAUGAAACAAUAGCACUUGAUAGCAUGAAUUCCACGAGAGAUAGUUAAAUCUUUGCCUUACUUUUAAGGACUAAUCAUCUGAUACGUUCUAAUGACUCUUCCGCAUUAGGUGCAAGCUAGACAAACAAGAAAAGCCAAAAUUAAUCUAAUAGUGAUAAAAUGGAAGUUGAAUAAAUAGUUGGUUCUGAAAACAGCAAUAAAUCUCAAAAUAAUUCAUAAGAAAUGGGCUCAUAAAGCAAAAUGAAUAUCGAAGAUGACGCCUAAGAAAUACACAUAAUCCAUUUGGCACUUACUAACGCUAUUAAUCGCUUAAAGUUGUAUUAGAAGGACUCAUAAGAGUAACUCAAGCAAGUAAUUCAUUCUAUAAUGAAUGAAACUCAAUAGAUAGAAAGAGAUAUUAUGAUGUGCAUAUUGAAAUAAGAUAACUUAAAAACAUCUGACGUAUUUGACAAAUUAAAUCUCUCAGAAGCUAUCUAUAUCGAUGUCUUGAAGUUUAUUUUACUUCACUGUAAUACAUCCAUAGAUACUGAAAUAGAUAAAAUUAUCGACCAUCUCAAGAAAAAUUUGAACGCUGUCUAUAUAACCGAGCUAUUAUCAAUAAUAUCCCAACCUCUUAAAUAUCUAGAUAAGGACUUAUCUUCCCGCUUUACUUAAUCUCACACUAAACUCUAACAAGAUUUGAACUAGUAUGUUUUCUCUCGCAUGUAUGUAAAAGAGCUUCUCCAAUUCAUAGAUGUCUUAUUUAACUAUAUCACUAAAAAUAUUUCAGGUAAAUUAAAAGACUUUUACAACUUCGACAAAUAUCCUACAUCAAAGUAGCUUUGUGAAGAAGUCUUAAUUUUGAGCGUGUUAAAUGCGAAUGUAGUAGGAAAAUCUGCUAUUGAAAGUAUUGAUACUCUUUUUAAUUCUUAAGCACAGAAAUUCACUUAAUACUUCAAAAGUAGUAUGGGUUCAACUAUAUAAGAGUAUGAGAGACUUGCUUUCCUUUUGAUAAUAAAUAAAUUUUAGAAGUACUCGCUUUAAGUAGAGUUAUUUAAUGUGAUCAUGAAAUCACCUUCUAUCAGCGAUUUUUCUAUGAGCGUAUUGAAUUAGAUCAUUUUAUUGAUAUUGGCAGAAAUAAAAUCUUCUCCACUGAAUUUAAAAGCAUUUUGCAUAGCCUUUAACUUGAAUAUUAUUCCUAAAGAUUCAGUCGAUCCUAACCUUCUUAGGCUCUGCUUUGAGUUGAGAAAGAAUCUUGAUUUACAUAACAUCUAAACAUUAGAGUCUAAUAACAUUUUACUGGAUAUCUUGCUUAGAUAUCCUAAUAGGUAAGCUGAUCUGCUCUUGCCUUUUGUUGGUUAGAAAGGUGUCAAUUUAAAGGAAAAGCUUUGGUUCCCUAUUUCUGACUUAAUAAAGACAUGCUUCUAGUCAUCUAAUGUUGAUCUGCUUUAUGAUCUAGAUUCUGAUUACGAUUACAACAAUAAAACUAAAUCUAGAGCCAAAAUGGAAAAAGCUUUAAGUAACUUAAAGAAAGAAAGUGCCAGAGGAAAUUAUAAAGAUCAUAAAAUAAUACAGGCAAUUGAAAAAAUGAAUCCUGAAUAAUUCAUAAAAUUUGAUUGCUAAGUUCAAAAGUUUAGCUACGAAAUGGAUAAAAAUUUGUACUACAACACAGACAAUAUAGCUAAUUUCAAAACUUUGAGAGCUGCAUUUACCUAAAACUUUCUUUAACAUUUCAAUAGCUUAUUGACAUAAAAUCGUCCUUUAAUUUAAUAGUUCAUCAGAGACUGUGAAAUUAGUCCUUCCAAAAUCACUAUUUCUGAGUCUGAAGACAAAAAUAAAGUCAUGAAAAUAUGCUUUGCUGAGUUAAUGAAUUUCUUUGAGGCAAUCAUAACAGAAGGAAGAGAUUUUGAUAAAUAAUUUGUCAAAAAAGUUUUGCUAUUAGCCAGCGAAAUUAUUUAUACUAUAACAAGCGAGACUUAUAAAAUAUAAAAUAUUGAAAUAGGAAUUAUAGGCUAUAACACCGAACGUAUAAUUUAGGUGUCCCACUUCAUUUUUACUAAUUCAAUUAACUCUAUCGAUAUUAAAGAUCAUUAAGAACUUAUUAAGGAGUUAUUUAAUUACUCUCUCUUUUUGGAUAAGUUAGAUAACUUAAAAUCUAAGAAAUAUUUUAUCGAUAUACUCCUACUUCUCAUUCUACACAUUAAAUAAGCUGAACAAGAAUAGAUUAUGCAAGAAAAGAAAAAGAGAGCUUAAUCUGAUUAAUAAAUCAAAGAUAUUUAGGUGUUAUAAUAAUAGUAGAUGUAAUUACAAUAAGCUUAAUAGAAUGACAAAAUGGAAACAGAAGUGACAAGAGAAUAGCUCGUAGAAGACUUAGAUAAGAAGUUUAAUUCACUUCCAAAGGAAGUAACUACAAAUAUUUGCACUCUAGAAAAAUACUAAGGAAGACAUGAACAACAAAUAUUCUAUAAAUGCCAUACUUGCAAUAUAGCUGAAUAAAGCUAUGUUAUAUGUUCUUGGUGUGCUAAUGUUUGUCAUAAUGGUCAUGAUGUUAUGUAUUACAGAUAAUCAAGUGGAACUUGCGAUUGUGUAGAAAAAGGACCUCAAGGAGGAUGUAAAGUUAAGCUUUAUAAGAAAGAUCAGGGACCUUCUUUUGUAUAAUAAUAGCAAUAGAGCUAAAAAAGCUAUAAGUUUGAGAGAUAUGAUUUUAACAAUAAGACUCAAUACGACCAAGUUCUUAGCCAAAUAGAUAGCUCUGAAAUUCCUGCUGAAUUACUCUCCUACUAUCUAAAAGGAAAGGAGAAGGAAGAGAAAUUAAGAGCAUUGCAAGAAGAAAGAUCACAAUUUAACUUUGAGAAAAAAAUUGGGUCACUGAAUCCUUUUAGCUAAAUUUAGGACGAAUAAGAUGAGUAGUAUGAAGAAGUAAAUGAAGAGUAAUUUAUCGAAGAAGAAGAGAAAAAUGAAGAUGAAAUGUUCUCAAGUGAAUCAGAUAAAGAAAUUGAAUUAAAAUAAAGUGAGUAAAAUAUAUAAGCAUUUGCAGGAAGUCAAAGAACUUACAUGCUUGAAAAAUAAGUAACUAAUGGCAACAAGGAACGUUAAGCAGAUUAAAAUUAUAAUUUCCGUUUUGGUGAUUUGAAUAAAUUCAAUCACAGUAUUCAGCGUUUAAUUAAUCAUAACAACAAUUUGUGUGAGGUUGAGACAAACAACUAAAGUCUAGAAAAUUCUAUAAAUAAUCCAUUCUCAGAUAUGGGCAAUUAGGGCUAAGCUGAAGACAGCUAAGUAUUAAAUUAUGCUGAUAAUUAAAAAUCUAUAGUAAACAAUUUUAGUUUGAAGGAUAUUAGUGAUAUGGAUGCCUUCUUAUUAAAUUUAAUAGAUACAUAACAAAAAUAAUAACCACAAUUUAAUAUGAUAAAUGCAAUAAUGCAGCUUUGCGAGUAAUAGUUAACAGCAAUAAUUUCUAAUUGGGAAUCAAUUUCAUCAAAUAGAGAGAAAUAAAAAUCAAACAAUGCUGUUCAGAUUAUUGAUUUCAUUUCUAAUAUUGUUGCAGGAAGUACACUAACAAGUUAAAUGGAUAAUACUUUGGGAAAAAUAGUUUGUAGAUUAUACAAAAAUGGGUUACUUGAUAUGAGAGUGAGAGAAGAUUAAUUUUCUGACAAUUAAUAUUUCUUGAUGUAAAACGGAUACGGAGCACAACCAGUUGCUCCUAUGAUAAUAAGAAAGCCAAUAGACUAUAAUAAUGACAAUUUAAUUGUAGUUACUAGCGGUUCUAAAGUGGUAGUCAUAGAUAGGUCAAAACUUCUCAUGAGAUUAGCUGAAAACAUUAAAUCUUAAAUUGCCUCAAACAAUGAAGACCUAUUUUAGGGUAACAGAUUACUAUAACUUUCUCAGACUGACAUUUCAAUCAUCCAACAAUAUCCUCUUGACUUUACAGUUAUGCACGUUAGAUUUUCUCCUAAAAACUCUUAAGUUAUAGCUAUUUGUGGACUUAAUUAAAUUCAAAUUUGGAAAAUUAGCAAUGAAGCUAAAAUACUAAAGUCAAUUAGCAUACAAUAAAAGAAUUAUGGAGAAUACAUCAACAAAAUCUUAUGGCUUCCAAAUAGUGAGCAAUACUUAAUGAUUAUGAAUUUAAAGAGCAUCAGAUUAUAUCAAGUUAAUUUUGAAGGAAAUAGCCCUCUUAUUAUGAAAUUUAAUGCUAAUGAUUAGAGUGGUAUAUUUAAAGACUUUAUUAUUGCUGAAAAUCCAGUUCGUCAAAAUGAGUUUAUUGUCUUAGUUGCCUGUGCAGAUGGAAGAGUUUAUUAUUAGGAAUUCGGCACUUAGUAAAGAGAAGAUAUUAUAUUUACUACCUAUAUUGGUAUACCAUAAGAAUAUGUUCCAAAGGGAUAGGUGUGCAUGGGUAUAAGUUACUCUCCUUAUUCAAAUAUUAUGACUCUUUCCUAUAAAAAUGGAGUUAAUAUCUUUGGUAAGCUCGAUAUUAAGACUCACAGACUCACAAACUGCUUUACUUAUAGGCCACUUCAGUCUUAAAAUAAAAAUGGCUUGCUUUCAUUUAUUGAAAGAAGUGGUGAAAUAAUGGCAAACUCAAACGAAAUUUAUGUCGAUGAUAACUAGUGUAUUUAUAUAACUGCUUUGAGAGAUCCUAAUAAUUAAUCAAACUACUCAAUCCACAGUGGAUAUCUUACUGUAGUUAAGCUUUCUCCAAAUUAAAUUGUAACUUAGCCAUUGGCAACAAGCUUAGUUAAGAUAAAUGAUGAUAAAAAGUGUGAAGGUUAUUGCAUUAUUAAAACAGAUAAGUUAGAAGGUAUUAAGCUAAUUAUGUCAGUCCAUGAAGAUGGAACAUUAAAUCUAUUUGGAGUUUAAAACGACGGAUAAAGCAUACACAAUAUUCAUAAAUAUAUUAGAGAAUAACUUAUUGUUGAUCCUAAAGAUAAAAAUGCAAAAAAGAAUGGUGACGCUAAUGAUGGAGAAGACGAUGGUGAUAGCAACAGUUUGAAAUACCUAAGUGACGAGGAUUAAGAUGACCCUACUGGCAAUAAAAAACAAUCUUAAAAUCAUCCUUUUGUCAACGAUCCAACCUACAAAAUUUUGAAGAAUGAAUUUAAACUGACAGAUUUAAGCAAGAAUUCAACUCUUUUGGUUGAUUUUAUGGAAAAAUUCUAGCCUUUACGACAAGAAGCAGACAUAAAAUUGGAAAUUAACAAAACAAAGAAUGAAGUUGUUUUAAACAAUGAAAAAAAUAGUGUGUUAAUCUCAAAGAACGAACCUUAAGAAAUAAGUUUGAAGUGCCAAAAUAAGCAAUAUAUAAUUGUUGGUGUUAGAAUCAAAAUGUAAAUGCCUCCUAACACUGGUCAAGGUAUUUACAAAAUCAAGUUAUUUAAUAGAGAAAUUAAGCUAUUAAAUGCCUCCCAAGAAGAUAAAAAAAUCAUUGACCUUUCGCUAUCAAAUCUUGAAUCGAUAUACUCGUAUAUCCAAAAUAACUUGACAUUCACUAUUUCUUCUUAGAACCCAAUAAGUAAUUCUAUGAAAAUCUCAACUCACGAUAUUAAACUGAUAAGCAUUGAGCCAUACGGAGCUACUAUUUAGCAAUACUAGCUUAAGGAGAAAAUUGAAUAGCUCAAGACUAUCUUAAAGAUUAAGGCAUUAUCAGAUAAAUAAGAAUCAAAGUAAGAAGACAAAGAAAAUCCAAAAGAAGUUGAAAAUAUUCUCGUAAACACUCAAAAAAUAUUGCCAGUUGACUUUUAGAAGAGGAGAAAUCACCUCCUUUAGCAUAUUGAUUAAAGUGAGGUGAGAGACUUAAUAAAUGAACUAGAUAUGCUAACAAUUUAAAUUUUACUUAGCUCUCAAUAACUUGCUUCAAAGAGUCAAAGUGAAACUUUCUUGAAUGCCAAUAGACUAAAAGAGAUUGCUAAGUAACUUAAGGUAAUGCUUGUAAACCCAAAAAUAAAUGGUCAAGUUAAUGAGUAUCUUUUGUCUUCUGUUAAGAGAACUCUUAAAUGCAUACUCUCUACUUACUAAAUUUAUACCUCUGAAAAGAUUAUUGUUAGUCACCCCAUGGAAUACACUACUUUCAAGACCCUUGCUAGAGCAGAAUAUUUUUAUAAUUAACUUACUGAAGACUCAAUCACAUUGAAUGAUAUUUAUGUUUUCCUUUAGAGACUAGAAAAAUUAGCAUUCAACAGACUACCAUUACUUUUCAUGAUUUUUUCAAUUUAUCCACAAUUACUAUAGCAAAUAAUAAAGAAAUUCUUACAGAUUAUAAAGGGAGAUUAUGAUUAGAAAACUUGCGAGGUCACAAUCAAUUCAAUAUUGAAGAUUAUUAUUCUUUAUUAUCAGUAUCUUAAAAAUAAAGCAGCAGCUCCAUUAUCUUCAGUCCUUAGUUUAGAGGAGGUUUUAUAAAGUGAGUCCCUUAAGGAUGCAGGCAAAGAAGCAUUUGAGAUCUUUGAUUAAUUUUUAUAUGGUUUAUAAUCUACAAAUUUAAGAUAGAAAUUAAUGAGUCCUACAAAAGAAUUCUAAAAUUUCCUCAAAAGUGAAAGCUAAAUUUUCAGAGAUGAACUAUAGAAAGGAUAGAUCAGAAAAUUUGAUUUUGCUUUCGAUUUGUUUACCUUUAUGCCUAAAUUGAAAACUCAGAAAGAAGACAAACUAAUCAUAGAGAAGAAGGAAGAAAAGCCUAAAUUAAAUUAACCUUCAAGCUCAGCUGCUUACAGAUAAUUCUCUGAUCAAUUCAUGGAAGAUAUUUCUGAACAACAAGAUAUUGAUCUCAAUAUGGUUUAUGGAUAUAAUGGAGAUAUGGAUAUAUAGAACGCAAAUGAUGCCAACAACUUUUUAUAUGCUGGUAUAGAUAACAUGAACGAAGAGGAAAUGAUGAAGUUAGCAAUAGAAAUGAGUUUAUAAGAAAAGAAUAAUAACCUUGCUAACUAGGAUGAAUCUGAAAGCAAUAGCAAGGCUGAUGAAUCUAACAGUAAUAGCAAGAGAAUGGAGGAAGAACAUAUGCAAAUUGCAAGUGGAGAGGAUUCUGAAAGUAUUAGAAUAAGAAAUGCUACAGAAAAUGAAAAUUCAGAAGAGAGAAAGAGUAUGAAUGAAGAACAAAAUGAAAUUGUUAAAAAUAAGGAUAUGAUCGACGAAAAUGAAGAAAAUGAAGAUGACAUUGUGAAAAUCAAUCCUUAGAAAAUUAGUAUUUUAACUUUUGAUAUUUCAAGUGAUUUCUUGAAAUCAAUGCUUGAUAAGUUAAUAAAUUGUAACAAGUAACCUAUAGGAAAUGAAAUUUUGUUAAUUUAUUUAUAUUUAAUAACUUAAACUCUAAAAAUCAACUCUUGUUAAUCUCCUUAAAUAGCUUACCAAUUAGUGCAUACUUUCUACUAAAUCAUAUCAAUGGUCAAUGCUAAUACUCUCACAAACUAAAAUUCUGAAGAAGCUAAGGUGAUGAUAGUUUCAUUGAAAAUCCUCAGUGAUGUUAUAAAAACUCCAUCUGCAGUAAGCUCUGAACAAAAAUCAAAAGAAUAAGCAAGUUUAUAAUCAGGUUAAGAAAUUUCAAAUCCUAAUGUGCCUGGUUCUACUUAAUCUGCAACGGAGGCAAGUAGAUAGAAAGAAAAAGAAUAAAUUAAGAAAAACCACAAAUAGAUGCUUGAAGCUUAUAAAAAUCUAAGAGAAGAAUUUAAAAAACAAUUUUAAAUUUAUGAAGAGAAGAACAAAGUGUCUUUUGUAGAAAAAAUAUAUGAAAACUUUAAGCUGAUGCUCAAACAUUUUGAGAGUAACAGAAGCUCUUUGAAAAUAGAAUACGCUAAUGGUGAAGUUGUCUAAGUCGUUUCUAAAGUUAACUUGAAGCCUUCAACUUCAGAGAUUUUCUAAUCCUGCUUUAAAAACCUUGAUGAAUUUAACCAGAAACUACCUAUGUUGAUGUAAAUCGUUGAUUAAAUAUAAUUUGGAAAUCUUAUGAGCUUACUCUUCUACCUAUUGCUAAUUGAUAAAAAUAUUAUGGACUAAAAAACUCUUUAAAAGUGGAGCAUUCUAUUAAGCGAAAUACUUGUUUCCCCAACCACUUCUUAAAUUUCCCAACCCCGCACCUAACGCUUACUAUAAUUGCUGAUGAAAACCAGUACAAAUUACUAUGAUACAAUUGAUCGUAUCGGUUUACACAAGGACUUUGAAACUGUUCUAAGAAUUCACAACUCAUCUAAAUAAUUUAAAGAGAUUAACUACGACUAACUUCUAGUGACAGUACAGUCGCUUCAAAAAAUAUUAAACAUAGCCCAAGAAAGACGUUAAAAUUGGUUGAAAUUCUGCAACUCCAAGCAAGGUGUUAUAAAAACUCUUUAUGACGCAGUUCUAAAUAAUGUAAAAGGGUGUGUCGAGCCAUCAUUGAAAUUAAUUUCACUUUACUAUGGAUAAACUAGUGAUAAAAAGUGA